Molecule: messenger RNA, 1254 nt
Organism: Delphinapterus leucas (beluga whale)
Lineage: Eukaryota; Metazoa; Chordata; Mammalia; Artiodactyla; Monodontidae
Gene: A3GALT2
Product: alpha 1,3-galactosyltransferase 2
Biological process (GO): carbohydrate metabolic process
Cellular component (GO): vesicle; membrane; Golgi apparatus
Molecular function (GO): hexosyltransferase activity
Source: RefSeq, a predicted model, not a curated record
AUGGCUGGGGAGGAGGUCUUGGCACCUCCUCAAUGGCUCUCAGGGGCCUUUCUUUCUGUGGGAGGGGCAGAGAGGGGGUAUACGGCGGCACUGAGGAAGCUGCUGGUGGGCUGGGCCGGGCCGCGCCUCCCCGUCUGCCUGCCCGCCCGCCCACCCUGGGAGCCCAGCGGUGGGGCCCUGGGAACAUCCAAGGGCAGAAGAGCUGGAGUGACCACCGCUGAGGUGAAGAAGGCAGCCUUCGGCCUCGGGGCCUGGAAGAGAAUCUUGAUCCUAUUUGCACUUGGCCUCUUAGGGCUGCUCCUGCAUGGGCUCCCUGUAGUCAGGCACCUGGGAGUCCUCACCCCCAUGGGGCUCUGCCCUUUGGCCAGAAUGCCCCUGCUGAGAGACAACUUCACAGGUCCCCCGCAUCCUUGGGCCCGGCCUGAAGUCCUGACCUGUACCUGCUGGGGGGCCCCCAUUAUUUGGGAUGGCACCUUUGACCCAGAUGUGGCCCAGCAAGAGGCUGUACAGAACCUCACCAUUGGUCUGACUGUCUUUGCUGUAGGCAGAUACCUGGAGAAGUACCUGGCGCACUUCCUGGAGACGGCUGAGCAGCACUUCAUGGUGGGCCAGCGCGUGGUGUACUACGUGUUCACCGAGGGCCCGGCCGCCGUGCCCCGCGUACGGCUGGGCCCGGGCCGCCGGCUGCGCGAGGAGCGCUAGGAGCGCGAGGAGCGCGUGGCGCGCUGGCGGCGCUGGCAGAACGUGUCCAUGGUGCGCAUGCGCGCGCUGCACGCGGCGCUGGGCGGGCAGCUGGGCCGCGAGGCGCGUUUCUUGCGCUGCGUGGACGUGGACCAGCACUUCAGCGGGACUUUCGGGUCCGAGGCACUGGCCGAGUCGGUGGCGCAGCUGCUCGUCUGGCACUACCGUUGGCGGAGGCGGCUGCUGCCCUUCGAGCGGGACGCGCGCUCGGCCGCCGCGCUGGACCCGAGCGAGGGCGACUUCUGCUACCAGGCGGCCGUGUUCGGGGGCAGCGUGGCGGCUCUGCGGCAGCUGACGGUCUACUGCGCGCGGGGCCUGCGACGGGACCGCGCGCGCGGCCUGGAGGCGCGCUGGCACGACGAGAGCCACCACAACAAGUCCUUCUGGCUGCAAAAGCCCGCCAAGCUGCUGUCGCCCGAGUUCUGCUGGAGCUCCGACGUCGGCCGCCGGGUCGAGAUUCGCCGCCCCCAACUGCUCUAGGCGCCCAAGGAGUACGCCCUGCCGCGCGGCUAG